This is a messenger RNA of Orycteropus afer afer, 1210 nucleotides long. RefSeq names its product heparan sulfate 6-O-sulfotransferase 1 (gene HS6ST1). Gene Ontology annotation, molecular function: heparan sulfate 6-sulfotransferase activity. NCBI's taxonomy places the organism in Eukaryota, Metazoa, Chordata, Mammalia, Tubulidentata, Orycteropodidae. The record is from RefSeq and is a predicted model, not a curated record. Gene Ontology annotation, cellular component: membrane.
AUGGUUGAGCGCACCAGUAAGUUCGUGCUGGUGGUGGCGGGCUCGGCGUGCUUCAUGCUUAUCCUGUACCAGUACGCGGGCCCGGGGCUGAGCCUGGGCGCGCCCGGCGGACGCGCACCGCCCAACGACCUGGACCUCUUCCCCACCCCCGACCCACACUACGAGAAGAAGUACUACUUCCCUGUGCGCGAGCUCGAGCGCUCGAUGCGUUUCGACAUGAAGGGCGACGACGUGAUCGUCUUUCUACACAUCCAAAAGACAGGCGGCACCACGUUCGGUCGCCACCUUGUGCAGAACGUGCGCCUCGAGGUGCCCUGCGACUGCCGCCCGGGACAGAAGAAGUGCACCUGCUACCGGCCCAACCGCCGCGAAACCUGGCUCUUCUCCCGUUUCUCCACUGGCUGGAGCUGCGGGCUGCAUGCUGACUGGACCGAGCUCACCAACUGCGUUCCUGGCGUGCUAGACCGCCGCGACCCUGCUGCCCUGCGCACUCCCAGGAAGUUCUACUACAUCACCCUGCUACGGGAUCCCGUGUCUCGCUACCUGAGCGAAUGGCGGCACGUGCAGCGGGGCGCCACCUGGAAGACAUCACUGCAUAUGUGUGAUGGGCGUACACCCACACCUGAGGAGCUGCCACCCUGCUACGAGGGUACAGACUGGUCGGGUUGUACACUGCAGGAGUUUAUGGACUGCCCCUACAACUUGGCCAACAACCGCCAGGUGCGCAUGCUGGCUGACCUGAGCCUGGUAGGCUGCUAUAAUCUGUCCUUCAUCCCCGAAGGCAAGCGAGCCCAGCUGUUGCUCGAGAGUGCCAAGAAGAACCUGCGGGACAUGGCCUUUUUCGGCCUGACAGAGUUCCAGCGCAAGACUCAGUACCUGUUUGAGCGGACGUUCAACCUCAAGUUUAUCCGGCCCUUCAUGCAGUACAACAGCACACGGGCAGGUGGUGUGGAGGCAGGUGAGGACACCAUCCGCCGCAUUGAGGAACUCAAUGACUUAGACAUGCAGCUCUAUGACUACGCAAAGGACCUCUUCCAGCAGCGCUAUCAGUACAAGCGGCAGCUAGAGCGCCGGGAGCAGCGACUGCGGAGCCGUGAGGAACGCCUGCUGCACCGUGCCAAGGAGGCGCUGCCACGAGAGGAUGCCGAGGAACCAGGCCGUGUGCCCACUGAGGACUACAUGAGCCACAUUAUUGAGAAGUGGUAGUGGC